Dichomitus squalens LYAD-421 SS1 is the source of this 450-nucleotide messenger RNA. RefSeq lists its product as uncharacterized. Lineage: Eukaryota; Fungi; Basidiomycota; Agaricomycetes; Polyporales; Polyporaceae. The record is from RefSeq and is a predicted model, not a curated record. The transcript is spliced from 2 exons. Bases 1 to 450 code for a protein of 149 amino acids.
AUGGACAGUCCUCCCGCAAUAGGACUCGACACUGAAGAUGCCGGAGACGACUCCGAUGAAGAGUCUCUUAAAGAGCUUGAAGGCAAUGAGCUUUUCCGGAGCCUGGAAGCUGCAACAAAGUCAGCAUAUGCAGAGCUCAUGAAGCUGAAGACAAAACAGCAGUGGAAACAGGGGGAGAGCGAGCUUAAAGGGGUCUAUACAGGCAGAGCUGCGCAAACCCUCGAUGACCACCGUCUGAAGGCAAAUGCGAAGGCUGCAACUGACGCUGUUAUUCGCAACUCAUACGAGGCGGAGAGAUUCCGCAGUUUCUUCAAGAGAAACAGAUCCUCCACUGAGGAGACGCUCCCAUCCAGUCCCAAAAAAUGUGCUCGCGUCGCCGCUGCCACAGCUCUGCAAGCCAGUGACACCGUCUUCGCGCGGAUACAGAUUCUGAUAAACUCGGGGCUGUGA